Messenger RNA from Funneliformis geosporum, 1101 nucleotides. The record is from the annotation of a GenBank genome assembly. NCBI's taxonomy places the organism in Eukaryota, Fungi, Glomeromycota, Glomeromycetes, Glomerales, Glomeraceae.
AUGACAAGUUUGAAUCAUCAUGGAAGAAUCAUCGUAGCUAAUUUAAUUAUUUUAAUUCUUGGAUUACCUUACGCAGUAGAGGCACUUUCUUUGCGCAUCAAUAAUAAUAAUUUAAAUUGGAUACAAUUUCAACAAGAAGAUAAUGUCGAAAUAUAUCCCGUGGAUAUCCAUCAACAUACAUUACCUUUCGAUUCACGAAACGGAUACCUAGUCGUCAUAAUUUCUUCUUAUAUAGCCUUAUACUUGAACUUUGUAGGAACUAGUUAUGUCCUGUACAGGAGUUAUUACAGGCGAAGAAGUAGUGGUGUCUCCUUGCCUAUGACUUUGAGAGUUCCAAUGUACAUCGCCAUAACCGAUCUCUUUCUAAUCUUGACACAUGUCGUGAACAUCUCACAUAUGGCAAUAACCCAAACCCUAUGGGAGGAUUCGUCCUGCAAGAUAAUUGGUGGGUUGAACAACUUUUUUCAAUGUAUGAACAUGUUCUUGGUGGGGGGAGUGGCGGUCACGACAUUUCUUCGUGUAAAGCGAGGACGUUUCUUCAGUUUAGGAAAAUUUGAUUACAAAUUGUUCACCGGGAUGAUAUCUUUAUCUUCGUUAAUUACCAUCAUAUUUUACAAAUCGUAUGGACCAAAUAAUUACUGGUGUGGGGGAGAAUUUUCCGAUAAAAUCCUGGCGAUAUCCUCAUUAUGUAUCAUUAGCGUGGUGAUGUUGGUUAGUUUAUAUUGUUAUAUAAGCAUCAUACGUGAGAUGAGAUCCAUCAAAAUCGAAGAAUGCUUCGAAAAUGCAAACAUGCCUGAAGAAAUUUCGAUUCAACGACACAUAAUACAUGUCAAAAAAUAUUGGGUUUACGUCGUUUGUGAUAUUGGAAUUAAUUUCGGAGGUAUAGGAAAUUUCAUACAGUACACGAUCAAUGAAGGGUGGAGUGAUGAUGUAAGAGGGGAUUCGGGUGACGCAUAUGGAUUAAAUCCGACAAAUUUUCGAUUCUCUUACUCGGGCAGUCGACAAUCCUCUGUUAACAAUGAUAGUUCCACAAAUUCAAAUUUUGAUGGUGUAGUUGAUUCUUUUGGAAUUAUACGUCCCUCACCUCCGAAGAACAAAUGA